CAUCUGUCUGUAGUCUGCCAGGCUCCGCAUCGUCACGACCGGCUUUCUCUCCUUCUUUGUUUCCUCCCGACUGUGUCCGAGAGAGAGAGAGAGAGUGUGUGUGUCUUCGUGUGAGGGUCUGACUGUGGGCGCGGGCGUGCACGGAGCACGACGAGAGGUGUCAAACCCAGUCUAGAACUAGUACCAGCACUAGCGCGUACGGACCUGGUCCGAUUUCAUCAUCAUCAUCAUCUUCUUCUUCUUCUUCAUCUUCUUCUUCUGCUUCAUCUUCAUCAUCGUCGUCAUUUUCUGUCGUUGUCGUCGUAGAUCGACAUUCAAUUGCCUGCGAGGCUAGAGGGAACCCAGUUCAGUUGGGGAAGACUCAAGUUACCGAUACUCACGAUCGAAGGUCUACGAAGCUCCAGAGAUUUCGUUUCUGAAUCAGUACUUUGCGUUGCUCAGCUUGCCCGGCAGUUUUUCUCGAGAGAAAGAGAGAGAGAGAGAGAGAGCUCGAGAGCGAUAGAGUGAGACUUGUCUUUCUACAGGAAGUCUGAGGAACAGAUUCCGGCGACUGCAACUGUCCAACCCCUCCCUUUUGCCCCCACUUCAGUCGAAAAUAUCGUCGAAGACAGAAGAACAUAUUCAUCCGGGGCGAGUGUCACAUCGACAUCCGCUUGCUCUCUGUCCUCGUGUCUGUAUGUGUGCUCGUUUGUACAUGUAUAUAUGAUUUCCCACUCCUCAGCUCCCUUGACCACCGACCGAUAGGAUUCGUCAACCAUCAAUCAUCAUCAUCUGCAUCCGCGAGCUCUGUACCAUAUACUCCAUACUUAUACAUAUAUAUACACAUAGCAUAUAUGUAUCUCCCGUAUACCUUAACCCGAAUAAACAAACUAUUGGAUUUGUAUAUACUCAGCCACAUCAAUUAUCAGUAGGUCGUGCCGUGCCUUCGCUCGGAGGAAGGUGGAAGGAGGCCCUUGUAUGUGCUCGGGUCUGAGCCAAGUGUGUGCGAGCGUGAACUGUUGAUAUAGAUCCAGCGAGCGGCACUAGUGAGUGCAGCAGGACGGCGUCAUCUGCUACCAGUGUAACCAGAAGCAGCGGGCCACGAUGCCGGAUGACAUAGCGAACUAUAAUUUUCAGGAUUUCUGUACUAUACCGAAGGUGGAGGUGGUGGACGAGCGCGAUGACGGCAGCAUCAUGGGGUCACGACUGCCACCGGGUUUCCGAUUCCAUCCGACGGACUUUGAGCUGGUGGAUUACUAUUUGACGAUUAAGGUCAAGAACAACCAGUGCCAUUUCGAGGCGAUCGAUGAGGUGAACUUGAACAAAUGCGAGCCCUGGGAUCUGCCCGCCAAGGCCAAGGUGGGCGAGAACACCUGGUACUUCUUCAGUCUGCGCGAUCGCAAGUACCCCACAGGAAUGCGCACGAAUCGGGCAACCGAUGCCGGCUACUGGAAAGCCACGGGAAAGGAUCGGGAGGUCAUGACACCAAACAACGACAGGCUCGUGGGCAUGAAGAAAACUCUGGUUUUCUACACAGGCCGUGCUCCCAAGGGCGAGAAGACGAAUUGGAUCAUGCACGAGUACAGAAUCGAGGGCGAAUCGUCUCCUGUCACGGAGUGGGUUGUGUGUCGAGUGUUCAAGAAGAACGCUGCUUGCCGCAAGAGCGCCAUGGAAUGCCAUCCUGGUGGGUCUAACUACCAGCUGGAACUCGAUGAGCCCGAGGGCAAUUUCGAUCAUCAGGCGGGCACGUAUCUGCCAGCUCUUUUGGACUCUCCGGGCCAUCAUCAUUCCCAGCAGGUUCCGAGUUCUCACAAGCCCGGUUACGGAGGCUUCAGCGGCACUCCUAGCUCUGCCGAGUACCAUCAAGGAGGCGGAGCUACCUAUCAUGCUCAUCAUGAGUUUGAACAGCAGCAGCAGCAGCACGACUUAGGACAGAAAUUGCAGAAAUCGAAAAGCUUUAGUCUCGCCGAUUUCAGCACUUUCACCAACUGGGCUGUGAGGAGGGACAUGCAAGUCGCUGACACUCUCGAGAAUCUGGUGGGAAACUGGGACGCAGCAGGACCGGAGUCGUCAAAUAAUUCGGAGGAGUGGAUCUGGGAUCCUCCAGCAGGUUAAAACCUCUUGUACAUUUGUAAAAAAAACUUUGCCCUCCUAUCUGCAUGAAAAGUCAUGAUUCAAGGCUUGAUCCAAAAACCUCUCACCACGUCGUCUCUGACGACCGGCCCACUCAGCCCAGGCCAUGCCAUCUGCAGCUCUGGGUGCAUGAUCGUUGCUGUCAGGACGUCGGCUGCGAUUCAAGAUGUUGUUGUUCAGGAUCAAACAACGAUCGAGUUCAUCGAGAACAACUCUUGGAUUCUAUUGUUUCUGCGGCCUAACUUCCUUUCUGGCAUGGUGGCUUGCACGUGCUACGCGGGGGAUCGAUAGGCUCUGAAGGCCCUCAAAGGGAGAUGAAUUGGUGUCAACGCUUGCCACCAUAUCAUCUCAUGGUGAGAUCUUGGACGGUUUAUUUCUUUGUACAUUUAGCAGCAGCUCGAGGCCGAAAGGGAUCAGUAAUGAGCAGCUGUUCGGUCACGCGUGUUCACGCGUUGACUACUCAGGAAUGCAUAUCAGCGGUUCGGUUCGCUCGACGGCUGCAAACACGAGCUUCAGCAGAACUGGCCUAAGAUCUACAGGACACCUGCCUUGACAAUUUCUUCGUUUCCCACACUGCCCUGCACUUCACAGCACGCUACGGCUCCCUUGCGAGUCAGUUCAACCACUUGUGCUCAAUGACGAACGUGGUUUGAAAGGAUUUCACACUGGACGAUCUUUUCAUGAAAAGAUCAGAAGGCUUAGUGCUGGAUUUCAAUUUCUCGAUCGUGCGUUGAUUGUUCGUGGACUGGUCAUGCAAUGUCGACGGCCGGGCGCCACCAGUCUUUCUCCAACUCUCGACUUACUUCAUUUGAUGAUACAGUGUACAUAAAAUUGGAUUUAUUCAUUAUCCGGAUCAAAGCAGGUCUGCUGCGAUCCAGGCUCCUUCCAUUAGAUAGUCAGCACUACUCACCUAGCCAGCCAGAUUCAGUGUCUCAGAUUCAUAGAUAGGUAGAUAGUUAAAUGUACAAUUGACGCUGUCGCCCGGCGUGUUCACAUAGAUUGUUCAGCCCGGAACCAAAUGGUCUUCAUGUAGGUAAUUAUAGACGACACCCAACUGCUGGCUAGGCGCUUACUGCUUGUAGAUACUUUGCUUUGCCUUUUGUACACACUUUGACACAGUGACGAUCACCUUUUCCAUGGUUCUCCGGAGAAUAACUAGUACAGUUUGGAUUGAAGAUCCCGCACCGACUUUCCAAUCCUAACUUUUACUCCAUUUGUCUAUAGAGAGUCUGCUGCAAUGAUGCUGCAGAUUUCUUCAGCUCUGGUAUAUUAAUAUCACAGAAUAUAUUGACCUACGUAUGUUUCUAUAUAAAUAAACUGCCGAUCUCCACAGUUUCAUACCUGAUGGUACAUCUGGCCAGCCGU
Messenger RNA from Marchantia polymorpha subsp. ruderalis, 3477 nucleotides. The record is from the annotation of a GenBank genome assembly. Lineage: Eukaryota; Viridiplantae; Streptophyta; Marchantiopsida; Marchantiales; Marchantiaceae.